Messenger RNA from Temnothorax curvispinosus, 3910 nucleotides. RefSeq lists its product as uncharacterized. Lineage: Eukaryota; Metazoa; Arthropoda; Insecta; Hymenoptera; Formicidae. The transcript is spliced from 10 exons. Gene Ontology annotation, biological process: engulfment of apoptotic cell; apoptotic process involved in development; phosphatidylserine exposure on apoptotic cell surface. The record is from RefSeq and is a predicted model, not a curated record. Bases 1008 to 3545 code for a protein of 845 amino acids. Gene Ontology annotation, cellular component: plasma membrane.
GUAUCGAGGCGAUCGGUACGCGGGAGGAAGAAUAACCGGAAAAAAUCUGACGGAGGAGCCGGGUAUAGGCCGCCUAAGGUGAGGCUCGCUCUCGCGUUCCUCACCGGCGGCGCCAGGUGUUUGUAAAGCGGCUGCGAUUAUAUGCGAGCGAGGAAAGGAGAAAGAGAAGAGGAGGAGAGCCGAGAAGAGUGAGCGAGCGAGCGGUGUGUACGCGUGAGACAGCCGCAUUGAAUUGCACUGAAUCAACAGGUAGAUCGGCGGAUCGGUAUGCGUGGGACGACGAUCUCGUACGCGCGUUCUUUCGCCGUGGCGCCGGGAUUCGCCGUGGUCUCCCGCGAAAGAUGCAGCGCGCGAACGAGCGCGAGACGCUACGACGACGACGGCGACGAGUCUUAGGGAACGGCGGACGACGACCGGGAUCGGCCGAGUAGUGGUAGCAGGGAGGAGGAGGAGGAAGAGGAGGGAACGGCGCUCCAGGUGGAAACGCGCGUUCCUCUAAACGUGUGCUCCGCGGCGAAUUCCGCGCAUACCAACGCCGCUGAUCCAGCUUCCCCGCGAGCGGCGGUGGUGGUGGCGGCGGUGGCGGCUGCGGCAGCGUCCGGAUCGGGAGAGUGAUUUUUGUGAUCGCCGUUCUCGUCAAUGACACGCGCGGAAUGCGCUGAGCGAGCGCGCGAUCCCACGCUGCGCUAUACGCGCCGACAUUGUUGCGCGUCCGCCUCGUUGCGCUGGCUUUUAAAAAUCCGUCCGUGCGCGUCCCGACGUCGUGAAGUGCCGUGGGGUGCGUUUUGAAUGCGGCGCAGGGCAAACGCGGAUCUCGCGACGUCGCGAGAGCGACGUUCAGUUUGACCCCGGCGCAUAUAACGGACAAAUGAGUCCGCCUGUGACAUCGAACGUCGUGACUUGUUUAUAGCCGUCUUAGCACGAAAUACCUAUUGGAAGAGGAGAGUAGAUUGGUAAAAUAAAAUAAAAAAUUGCUAAAUAUUCCAAAUGGGCAAUAAAAGCCCAUUAUGGCCCAGUGUCAUCAACCACAACAUCAGCACGAAUUUUUGCCCCUGUGUGAUGUACUAUUUAACAUUAUUUCAUUAGCAUCCUAUUUCUGCGAUGUUGUCUUCGAUUUUGCAAUGGUAUAUGCCCUUGCCCAUCAAGCUACAGCGUCACCCAUAUUGUUCCCAUUAAGCAUCACUUUCAUAGCAACUUCUUUGUUAAUUUCUCAGAUUGUUAGUUUGCGAUGGUACCUCUGGGGAGCUAGAGGUAAAUUAACAAACAGCACACCAAACAAUUGUCGUGUAAAUCCAGUGAAGAGAAUUGGCAACUGGACCGUAGGCUGUGUUCUAUUAUUUCACUCCACUCAAGUCGGUGUACUAUGGAGAUAUUUCAAGUUAUUUAUCCCAGUCAAUUUAACUUACGUGAAGCACGAGGUACGGGAGCUUUGUGUAUUACGGCUGAUACACGCAUUCUGUGAAGCCGCUCCAAUGCUACUUCUGCAGCUGUACGUCUUGUUCGGCGCUACCGACAGUGGUGAAAUAGUAGCCGGGAAACUGAAGGAGAGCGAAGGCAAGGACGCCAGUAAAUUAAAGGAGUUGACACUAGUAUCGGCGGGACUCUCCUUAUGGAGCGUAUGCUGGGCGGUCGCGAGUUUCAGCAAGGGUGCUGCGCGUCUACGUAAUCUGGAACGUUUAGUGCUAACAUGGCUGGGGGUGCUGGCGCAGUUAUUCUGGCGUUUGGGGACAGUGAGUGCUCGCGUCGGAGCAUUGGUCGCGUACGCUUCGCUGUACGGUGGACAGUGGCUGUUGAUCGUGAUGGCCCUCCACUGGUUGUCCAUGUUGACAUGGUUACUGCUCACCCCGGACGGACUCUUCCACGGUGGCGAGCGUCUCCCUCUUUUUAGGAAGACUUUCCUCGCUUCUCUCCUCGCCUUUGUAUAUAUAUUUGCUUAUGUUAAUCUACAUGAGACGAAUCAUCGUCAAAAAAUGGUGAUAUUUUACACUGUAAUGUUCUUGGAGAACAGUCUACUCAUCGGCGUGUGGAUAGCUGGUGUUAAUCGUGCCGAUCUUUUGCCUCACCAGCAUCAUCUACAUCCAGUUACUCUAGUACUUAUUCUACUAGCUUUAUUUUUCGGUGGCAUGUUUUUCAUGGGUCUUUACUAUAGAUUUUUUCAUGUGAGAAGAUUGAGGUACGAGGCUGGUGGAAGAAUGACUGGUUCGAAUCUCACCACGCUAUCCAAUCAGGACAAUGCGGAAGAGAAGCAAAUAGAUUAUAAUGAAGGGAAGAAGAUUAACAUUAACAUUGGCAUGAGGAAAGUUAAAUUAAGUAAUGGCGGUAUACCGGGCGUGUUCAAUUGCCGUUUCGCGAAUCCAACGGUUGUAAAUCCGAAUCGCAAGAAGAAGAAGCCGACCAGCUUCGUACCACCACCACCGCCGCAAUCGCAAACGGGCACAGUGAUAAAUUCCGUAGCAGCGAUAGGCGAUUCAAAACAAUGGCUCAACAUGGGCAAUGGAUCGCGGCAAUUGAUUCCGUUUUGGAAGAAGCCCAUAUCCUCUAAUAUAGUACAGAACGAUGGUUCCAACGAGCGCAAAUAUGAGACUGAUAUGGCGAUCGGUGGCUCGUUGAACGUUACGUUAAUACGCGAGAAACUGAAGGAGAAAAAGCAACAGCAACUGCGCGAAUUGCGAGCGAUACAGGAGGAGAUUAAGGAGGGUAAAUUGUUUCCACCGCCCUCCGCUUCCACAUCAUCAUUUUCGUCCUCUCCUUCCGCGUCUAAUCAGCAACCACCACCGAACACGAAAUUGCAUACCUCCCCGAGUUCGCCUUUAUUCACAUCUCCGCCGUCGUUCUCCGAGCAGAAUGGUGGUAGUGCGUUAUCGUCCUGGCCACCCGUGAAAAUGCAUUGCCUCUUACCCCCGCCACCUUCCUCCCCGUAUUAUCCCAACUCGCAUCCCUCGAAUCCGUGGAGAGCGGCGCCUCAACGAGAACGAGCUGACACGCCGGAGAUAUUACUAGCACCGCGAUGCCUUCCGCAUCAUUAUCCUCAUUGGUCACCGCCUGGACAUCUCAGUCACAGAUUGCACGCGAAUCAGAAUGGUGUCGAAGAAAGUUCCAAAGGCAAGGGUGACGGAGAAGCGGAAGUCAGCGACAUGGAGGGCAGCCAAGUCUCGUUACCUAGAAGUUACACGCUGCCCCGCGAGUUUAAGUAUAAUCCUAACAGCGCUGUAAGAGAACGAGAGCGCCGCGCGGGGAAUAAUAAAAUAUCUUCCUCACGCUUUUACUUGCCGUCCACUAAUAGUUCCGAUGGCGAUGUAGAUAGUGCUGAUAACGAGGACGAAACAGACUCGGAGGCGCAAAUGCAAACGAAGGCCCAUCACGGUCAUAAUUAUGAUGAAAUUCUGCAGAGGCGUCACAUAUACGAAAAUAAUGAGGAGAAUGAUGCCACUGGGCCUAAUGUAGAGUGCGGCGCGUCUAACAAUUGCUAUUUAAACAAUUCCCAUGGUGUCCUGCGACCGAGUCAAUUACUCAGAACACGAGUGAAACACGAAACAAAACUUUAAGUUAUGCUAUAACUCGUAAUAGCAAAUCUUGUCAUGCAUGAGACAUGCGUACAGUGUUCAAAAAUAUCUUUUAGAAUCUCUCCUUUUAAAUGUUAACAGUAUAAAACUGUUGACCUCGUAAAACGGUAUAUUUAAUGGUAUAGUGCAUAAUACAUGCACAUCACAAAGAUAUUUUUUUUGUGAAAGUGUAUUAGCAUGCAAUAUAAUCUAAUAUAAUCUAAUUUAAUUUAAUUUAAUUUUUUUCGUGUUUUGCAUAAAAUUGUGCACGAAGGAAUCACGACCAAUCGAGUAUAUAUUUCAGUACAUCUUAGGAAAGCACAAAUAAUGGACAAAUAUAAAUACAUGACCUAUUGUUGAAAUUCAUG